Molecule: messenger RNA, 8309 nt
Organism: Myotis brandtii (Brandt's bat)
Lineage: Eukaryota; Metazoa; Chordata; Mammalia; Chiroptera; Vespertilionidae
Gene: HEG1
Product: heart development protein with EGF-like domains 1
Exons: 19
Coding region: 1-3393 (1130 amino acids)
Biological process (GO): heart development
Molecular function (GO): calcium ion binding
Source: RefSeq, a predicted model, not a curated record
AUGGGUAAAGCAAGCGACUUUUUCACGCUGCCUCCUGUGUUCCUGGGGGAAGAAAGAGAAAGUCCCCCAGAUAAAGGACAAAAAGCAUUUCUAACCAAUGUCCUCUUUGUGAUCAUCUUGGGUGAUGUGGAACUGCUCGUGGUUUCUGAAGGUUCCUUUCUCUUUCCAGAAGCCAGCGGGUUCUCACCGAUCCCUUUUCUGUUUGUUUCAGCUGCUGUAAGGAACCUCUGGCCAGAAGGCAGCACUGAGCCCCAUGCAGCAAACAUCACCUUUGGUCAGAAUCAAGUGGACUUUUCCACAUUGGCCUCCACGGAGGGGCUGAAGGUUCAGACCCCCGACCAGAGCCACGCUCCUUCAGAUGCUCCAGAAAAUUUCACUCCGCACGCUCAAACAGCAGCUGCUGGAGGAACAAACCACUCCUGGAGGAGAACAAAGGUCCCCACUGCCCCUGCUGGGCCCGAGCGAGCAACGGCUCUGACUUCCCCGAGCAGCACCUCAGCCUUGGGAAGGCUUCCCCUGCCAGCCAGCAGCCCAGGGUCAGAAGGAAGAGGUGCCCCUUCUCACCCAGAGAGCAGACCCUCCUGGGGUUUCCCGGCGAGGGAGAAGGGGCUCCCCAAAGAAGUGACCGUGCAGACCCCUGUGGCCACUUCAGUGUUGAGCCAGUCCUCUCGUCCUGCGUUGGAGACGGGAGAAGAGGCCUCAGUCUCCAGGAAGGGAAAUUCCUCGGAGCCAGAGCCGUCCUGGCUGCUUUUCUCCAGGACCUCAGCUUCCUUCCCGCCCUCAGGUCACUCCACAGCUUCUGGAAGUAUGGAAGAGCUAAACAACUCCACUGCUCCUCAAAGCCCCUCGGUCAGCUGGGCAAAGAGUGUGCAGGUUGCCACGACGUUCCCCAAUGGUGUCCCAAGGGAGACCCAGUCUGUAGCUGUCAGUGUGGGAUGGCUAAACGAGACAGAAGGUUUCUCUGAGGACGCUGAAGUUGCCCCAACGUCAGCUUCAGUUCAUUCUUCACCAUCUGAGGCAGAAUUGAGGAGAAACACCGGAAUAACCAGGAGUCUAGGGGAUGGGAAAUUCAGUGAGUCAUCCACAGAAAAUGGGUUUGGCCUUACAUCUUCUGAGGUCGCAGUGGGAUUUUGGCAAAAUGAUUCCCCAGUCCCGGAAGGACCCCCGCAGGCCAGCGGCUCUGAUAAGAAGAAUGGGAGCCCCAUGUCUCGGACCGAGUCUGUGGCUGGGUCAGUCCCGUUGGGUGGAGCUGGAGAGAGCACUGCACACUGGAUCUUGACCAACAGCAAGACAUUUGAAGAUGUGACAGGAAGCUCUACUUCCUACCCUGGAGUUGUGAACUCUUCCGUUCUGACCCAGUUCUCAGCCUCUGCCCCACAGCCGAGAGGAAGUGACACCGUGCUGGGGGGAGGGAGCGACGCCGAGCUGGCCACCGAGUCUUCGUCUUCCUCCUCCUCAGAAAGCCUGGAGUCCUCAGCACCGCGCGGUGAACGCUCGACCACUGAAGAUAGUCCUGAGCUGGGAGUCGGUGCCGACACACAGCAGGGGUCCGAGGGAACACCCGGAGCCCGCGCUCACAGCCCCCACACUUCAGCCACCUUCACUGGAAACGGGGAGCGCACACUGCGAUCUGUCACCAACCAGACUUCCGGGGAUGAGGGGCGCUCCCAGACGGCACCCCGAGAAGCAGAGAGCGCCACUCCACAUGGGAACGUGACCGCGGCCGCACCCCUCCCAGCCACAAGCACCCGCUUGGCCCGGACACCGCCAGCGUGGACAGCCACCACUCCCAAGACGCCCCCUCCCCCCGUGCCCACGCCCGGCCCCUCGUCAAGCACAGCCACUCCGCUGGCUGGCCCCGCCGCAGCGCAGACCACGGCUGGGAAACGGUUCUUGCCGACCAGCCCUGAAAUGCCAGCGCCACGGAUCUCCACAGAAGUCGUCGUUACCACUAAAAGGAGCCGAGCGCCUGUCGGUGACACCACCCGAUGGAGCUCCCUGACCAGUGCACCCACAUCAGCAACAGUACUGACCACGGGGCCGGGGGUUUCCGAAGGGGACAGCCCGGCUCCCCCUUUCCUCAGGACGUCUCCCUCUCCCCGGAGCACAGACGCUUCUCCGGCCGAAGUGUCGUCUCCCCGGGCCACCACCUCCCGUGCUCAGAGCGGCACGCAGUCACCCCCGAGGUCGUCUCCAGCCUCAGUGAACAGCUGCGCCCCUAACCCUUGCCUCCACGAUGGGAAAUGCGUUGUGGACCCCGCCCGCCGUGGCUAUCGAUGCGUGUGCUCACCUUCCUGGCAAGGGAAGGACUGCAGUGUGGAUGUGAAUGAGUGCCUCUCCAACCCCUGCCCACCCCUGGCCGUGUGCAACAAUACUCAGGGAUCCUUCACCUGCAGAUGCCCCAUUGGGUACCAGCUGGAAAAAGGAAUAUGCAAUUUGGUUAGAACCUUUGUGACAGAGUUUAAAUUGAAGAAAACGUUUCCCAAUUCCACCGUGGAGAAACAUUCGGACCUACAUGAAGUUGAAAAUGAGGUCACCAAAACGCUGAAUAUGUGUUUUUCAAUGUUACCUGGUUAUACCCGAUCCACAGUUCGUGCUUCAGGAGAGUCCAGCGCCGUGGUCCUGUCGCUGCAGACCACCUUCUCCCUGGCCUCCAACGUGACGCUGUUUGACCUGGCCGAUGGGAUGCAGAGGUGUGCCAACUCCUGCAGGUCCUCUGCUGAGGUCUGCCAGCUCUUGGGAUCGCAGAGGCGCAUCUUUAGAGCGGGCAGCUUGUGCAAGCGGAAGACCCCGGAAUGUGACAAGGAGACCUCCGUCUGCACGGACCUGGACGGGGUGGCGCUGUGCCAGUGCAAGUCGGGCUACUUCCAGUUCAACAAGAUGGACCACUCCUGCCGAGCGUGUGAAGACGGAUACAGGCUUGAAAACGAAACCUGCAUGAGUUGCCCAUUUGGCCUUGGUGGUCUCAACUGUGGAAACCCCUAUCAGCUUAUCACCGUGGUGAUUGCAGCAGCAGGAGGCGGGCUUCUGCUGAUCCUGGGCAUUGCACUGAUUGUCACCUGCUGCCGAAAGAAUAAAAAUGACAUAAGCAAACUCAUCUUCAAAAGUGGAGAUUUCCAAAUGUCCCCAUACGCUGAGUACCCCAAGAACCCUCGCUCGCAGGAAUGGGGCCGAGAAGCUAUUGAGAUGCAUGAGAACGGAAGCACCAAAAACCUCCUCCAGAUGACGGACGUGUAUUACUCGCCCACAAACGUAAGGAAUCCUGAACUUGAACGAAAUGGACUCUACCCGGCCUACACUGGAUUGCCGGGCUCCCGGCAUUCUUGCAUUUUCCCGGGACAGUACAACCCGUCUUUCAUCAGUGAUGAGAGCAGGAGAAGAGACUACUUUUAAGUGAGAAGAGAGAGGAGCCCAUUGCUCUGAGCGAGUGGCUGGGUCGGCUUUGCUCAGAGGACUGCACGGGGCCUGCAGGUGCUGCUCCCAGGACUGUGAGCCGCACUGGAGUGGCAGGCAGGAAGUGGGACGGGUGUGAGGGGCGAGGCCACAGUGGAAGGCCGCUCACUUGUUGUUACUGUGAAUGUGCACAUGGCCAGUACCAGGAGGUCUCGGCGCGACCGCGGCUCGGCCACUGGUUGCAGGGAUGACGCCGGCUAGGGCAGCUCGUUGGGCACCACUGCAAGCACCGGGGUCUCCUUAGUUUGCACUUUAGUAAAUUGGGUAGGGAGGUCUCCUUUUGGGUUUUUCCCAAGACUCCCAGAAAGAAGGCCUCGUUUCCCCAGAUGCUUCCAUGGGCCUCGAUUUGGUGAUUAAUUUAUAGCAAAAUACUGGCUUGUUAGUUGUUUUCCUGCCCAGCACCGUGUGCUAAACAACAGGUGAUGGUGAUGAACAUACCACUAAGGUCUGGAGAUGCUGUAGGCUGUUGUACAAUAUUUUAAUAUGUUUCCAGGUCUUCUUGUGCUGCAGUCUCCAAGCCAACCCCCAGAAUGAGAAAUGGAAACGUGUGCGGCCCAGCCCACCACACCAGUUUGGUUUUUUAGUCAAGUUAACACCUGAAGUGAAGGUUACUUCUUCCCUUUGCAGUGAAAGCUCACUUUUUCAAACCAGCUGGGCCAGGGCAAAAUGACUUCCAUUUGGUUUUAGUUAGAGGCACCCAGCUGCCCUGCAGAGAGGCCCAGCAAGCCCCAGCCAGGCAGGGGCUGAGCGGAGGCCCGAGGAAGAGCGAGAGAUGCAGGCGGUGGGGUGCUCUUCAUCCCUGAGCACAUGGCGUGGUGCCUGGGUGUCUGACCUUCGUCCUUGAGGCCGAGGCGGCUCCAUGUGGAGUGGAAAUGCUAAGCCGAAUGCAGGUUGGGUGUGAGCUGGCAUUUCACCACUAAAGGAAAAGCAGCGUGUGUAGUUUCGACAGCUGACUGUGGUUAGAGCAAUGGGCUGAACGGGCCAGUCCAUCGCCUGAAACCCCAGUGCUGUGGGAAGCCGGGCAGAUUCCUGCGGAAGGAGAGCGAGCUGGGAUGGAGCCACAUGUAAGUCUGCUCACCUCCGAUGCUGCACCUUUAACUGUUUCCCCGAUCUCACCCACAAAGUCGGUAUAAACUUUCAGCCCACUGCUCAGAACUAUUUAUUCACCGAAGAAGUAACUUAUUUUCGCUCACCCAGUGAUUUGCACUCUUUGUACUACUAUGUAGUUUCCUCCAGAAACACGGCCCUAAUUCAGGUCAGCAUUGGAGAACAAAAGACUCUGGGGAGACGGGGGGGGUGAGAGUCGGCCUCUGGGAGGGAACGUCGGUGAGAGUCGGCCUCUGGGAUGGAACGUCGCGCGUCUUAUUUAUCAUGCCUGUGGCGUGGGGCCUGCGAGGGGCGUGUUCAGUGCUGUCUCUAACUGCUCCUUGUGGGGCUGUGAUGAUUCUGCUUUGAUGCAUCCUAGGUUUGGAUGAAGUGGAGAACACAGAGGUAAAGAACUGGUCCCACCCGGAAGCUCAGAGCUCAGUGGAACCCAUAGUGGGGACAGUUCUGUGCUGGGGCUGUUUCUUUAAGGUUCUCUAACCCCUUCAGAUGUAUCUAACUCUCACUCUUCUGUAGUCCUCAGCUUAACAGUUUUAAGUGCGAACUCCUGUGCCCCAUGGUCUCCACGCGUCCUCACCCCCCCUGCAGCAGCAGGAGCCAGGAGCGCCAGCCGGGAGUGCGGCCUCCAGGUAGUUAAAUUGCACUCAUCUCAUGAGCUAGAUGCAGAGAGAAUGCUGUUUUAGUCAGCAGGUGCCAACUUAAAGUCGCCUUUUUGAAAUCUUGGCCCUUGCAUCUGUCCGUGGAACCAGCCCUGUGCCCCGUGGCCUCACAUCUAACUGGAGAGCUCCGAGCUCCUGCAUCUGCUCGCCUGAGCCAACAGACUGAGUGGCCUGGCGCCCGGCUCUCAGUCAGAUCUUGCUCCUCCCAGGACCCAGAGCCACGUGGGGGCGAUUCUCAGGCGUGCCCCGCUGCCACCACAGCUGACAAGUCACCUCCUAUAUCUGGGCCGGAGCUGUGAGCUCCACAAAAUGAAGUGUUCCACCCCAAACGCAUUCUUGAGAGGAAUCCAGAAAAGAAUGUCCUGUGAGCUCCAAGAACACUUGCCUGUGAAUGGGUUUUGUGCAGAUGAAAUGGAUUAAGAAUGUGUUUUUCUUUUACUGUGAAAAAAGCAGGCCCCCCGCAAGGUUGCGUUCAACUAGGGCGCUGCGAUUGCUAGGAAGUGAGUGGGGGUGGGGAAUGCCUCUCCAGGGCCUGAGGCUCUGAGAAGGCUUGCAGACAGCAUGACCGUUAGCCGGUGCUGACUGCCCACCGGGGUGAGGACGGGAAAGGCUGGCUUCGCUCCUGGGUGGGGCUGGUACCUCCAGAAGAGUCUGUCUGCCAAGAGCAACACCUGCUAGGGCAGCAGCCGCCUCAACUGAAGGGACAGGAUGGGACACACCCCUGGCAAACACACCCUCAGCCAUGGCCCAGGUGCGCAGUGUCAGCCCCACACCUGGAAUUCAUAGAAAUGCCCCAGCCCUGUAUCCCUGGGUGGGCCCACAGCUGGGGGAGUGGGAGGAAGGGGAAAGGGACACUUAACUUGCCCAUGAGACUCUUAAACUUUUUUAGGGAAGAGCAGGGCCGAAUGGAACCCACCUGUCCCGUAGCAUACCUGGGCAGGUAGCGUCUGUGGGUUUUGUGUAAGCUCUUAAGCAAAGGGUCUUUUUUCUCAUGUCUUUUCCUCUUCGCCCCGUGAGCCAGCCCAGGACUCUAGAGACAACAUGGGAAGUCUAAAGGGUCACAUAGCAUCUCUGGUGUUUCCUCCAUGGCAGGCUCCGUGCAAGGUAUUGGACCUCACGACACCCUUGCGAGGUGGGCACGAGAGCGCCUACUUCUUGGGUGUGGGAAACUUCAGAGAGGACAAUUACCUUGCACAGCCGGGCUUCAGACCCUUUGCCUGGCUUGCUCUUCUCACUGUACCUCCCUGCCUCACCAUCCAGUGUACUUUAAAUGUAAAAGGGCAUGGGAGAGUGAGUUUAAAGUGUGUUAUCUUUUUGUAAAAGAACCUUAAUGUUAUUAAGCAGUAACUAAUGACAUGAAGUGCAAAAAAACAAACAAACAAAAAACCUAUGUUGACUCCCCUUUUAAAAAAGUCCUUUCAGGUUUGUUAUUACAUGUAUUUCUUGGACACUUGUCGUCAUCAUUAAGAAAAUAGUGCUGGUUCAUGCUUAGCACAGAGCAUGUAGGUACGUGGCUUUGGGUGUAGGAGGUGUAAGGUGAUGAGCGGGGUUUGGGACACACAGCCAGACUUAGCCGUCCACCUGAGGGCCACUCUGUCUUGUUCCCUCGCUAAGGCUGUGGCUCCCACAUUUUGGAGGCACAUUUUUGUGAAUAUUAUCCGAGUCGGGAACAUAUUCAGUUGAAUGUCUGAAACGCUGACAAAUCUUCCAGCUUUGACAAAAGUUUAUUUUCAGAAGCAGCUAAGUCCUUUAGAGCAAACUUGCUGAGUGGAUAGCUUCAUCAAAGCUGGCUGGCAGCAUUGGGGUCAGAAAUGAAGAUGGGAUUAUUAAGUUCUUGAGGAGGUGACUAUGAAAGUUGGCCCAGAGGGAGGCAGCCUCUUUUCAUUACAAGGCUGGAUGGCUGCCCAAGAAAAUGUCUUUGAAGGGUAUUUAUUCAGAUGGGAACGUGCCCAGGGCAGACACGGUAGGGUCUUGCACAUGGCCUUUGGGGGGCCUCUACUAAGCCAUCUUGCCCACUGGUGAAGGGCCCAGGUCCCCUGAAGCUCUAUGAACUUUGCUUCUGGCUUAGUUUAGCCUAACACACCCACAACUUGGGUUUGACCCAUAGUUCUAAGAUUCUUACACUGAUCUUAAAACUAAAGCAAGUCUUUGGAAAGAGGAAGAAUUGCAGUCUUUUGCAUCUUAUUUAACACUACCCUACUGUCAGAGAUUUUUUUUUUUUUUUUUUUUUUUUUUUUUUUUUUUGGUGUGUGUGUGUAUGUGAAAACUUUUGUAGGGGUUAGAAGGGACAUUUUAUUUCACUCUGGGGUUCUUGUGUUUGGGUUUGAAAAAGGAUACUCAGUUUUGUAGAGUUGGCUUUUACAGUGUGUGUUCUUUUCUCCAAUCCCCAGAGAAGGAAACUCUGGUUAAAAUACUAGGAGCAUUAAAGUAUUAAAUGGCAGUUGAUCCAUUGUGCUAAAAUAUCUUUUCAGUAGUGUUAAAAUCCAUCUUCUUUGGUGUAAACUGCUCACAGAAAAACCUGUGAAGCCAAAGGGACAGUGUGGGUCUGAAAAAGAGACAGAUCUUAGACUGGCUCUGUCUCCUGGGUAUUUGUGAAGAGGAUGCAUUAGAUCUGGUUUUAUCGUUGUUUUUUGGGCAUGUCGAAGGCAUUAGAUGCAGAAUUAUUGGGUAGGAAGGAUGGGACCACCCAGGGAAAGGAUGGAUGCAGUCUACCUGUGAAACUAACCCACUUAUCUUCCUCUAUUGCCUUGGUUACAAAAAAGGUUUUUCAACAUGGGUUGUUGUGAGGUUUUUUUAAUGUUUGUGUUGCUGGAUUUAUGGUGAAAUGAAGCAUGUAGCUGGAAUCUGAACUGUUUGAGUCACAUCCUGGAUCUCUCUUUGCAAACCUUGACACCUUAGUCCCCAAUGGAUUGUGUUAAAUCCAUUAUGAGGAUGUUAUUUAAAAUUGUAUUAUAACUGCAACCUCCACUAAUUAUUCAGUACUGUAGCAGCAAAGUAUUAUUUGUAAGAAUUCGGUUAUUUUUAUACUUAUACCCACUAUAAGUCUGGCGUUCUAGUCAGUAAAAUGAUGCAAUAAAAUAAAUAUCAUUUUCA